Cuscuta epithymum is the source of this 1180-nucleotide messenger RNA. The record is from the annotation of a GenBank genome assembly. Lineage: Eukaryota; Viridiplantae; Streptophyta; Magnoliopsida; Solanales; Convolvulaceae.
CAAGGGGAGGAAGAAAGGAGGAAAGAGGAGAAGAGAAAAGAGGAGUUAAGGUGGGAAAACUUGUGAUUUACAAGGUACUUCAAGAACUUUCACGGAGUUGAAAGGGUCGCCGGAGUUGUCGCCGGAGUUGUUGAAGUUCGCCGGAGUUUCACCGGGGCCAAAUCGGAGAGGCUAGAACUUCAUAAGCUUCACUAAGGUUAAGGCUAGAGUCCUACUACCUGCACCUUUGCCUAGGGUGACUGAUCAAGGAGGAAGACGUGAAAUGGAGGGUAGAGGCAUGGCUACGAGGAACAACCCGAGAGGGCAAACUCCGGUGACGUCCGAAGGGGCUAGCCAGGUUGCAUCUCGGGGCGCGAGAGGCGGUAGGAGAGGCCGAGGAGGCCGUGGAGGCCGGGGAGGCCGUCGGGCUCAAACCGUGAGCGAUGGCCAUGUUAGCUCGGUGCAUGGAACUCACACCGAGGAUUAUGACUCUACCUAUGUUCCCGAGACGGAACAUGAGGAGACCCCAUAUGAUGGGGGUGAUACGUAUACCGAUGAUGACAACGAUGAGAGUGAUGCCAAAUUCGCCCAAAUGGGUGAACUGUUUGAGUGGUAUCAAAAGGAGAAGUUGAGGAGAGAUCUUAGGCGCCAAGCUAGGCGUGCCUCUCAGGGGGCUUCAGGUCACGGAAGCCGGGGAGCAUCAGUGGCUACACCUGUGGCGUCACAGGGAAUGCGUGGAGGAGGUUUUUGUGUAAGAAUCUCCAAAUACCUCAAGGAGGCUAGGGCCUUGGGGUGCAAGUCAUUUGACGGCAAGGGUGAUAUAUCGGUGGCUGCCGAUUGGAUAAAGAAGCUAAAUGAGGCUGCUAGGGAUAUGCAGAUCGGGCUUGAUAUAAAGCUGACAGUUGCUACCAGGUUACUGGAGGGAGUAGCCGCGGUAUGGUGGGAAGGCGUGGAAGGAAAGUUCCACGGUGAGACCACCUGGGAGAAAUUUGAAGUAGAAUUCUAUAAUCAGUACUACUCAGAGUUCGAAAAGAACCAGAAGAGGAAGGAGUACAUGACCCUGGUACAGGAGGAGGAUUGCUCGGUGAGGCAACUGGAACAAAGGUUCCGGGACUUGGCACGAUACAUACCUGAGUACGCCAUGGAUGAGAACCGCAUGGCUAAUCACUUCUGGGAUACCCUACAGUUGGAUAUCCGUGAU